Molecule: messenger RNA, 558 nt
Organism: Hyaena hyaena (striped hyena)
Lineage: Eukaryota; Metazoa; Chordata; Mammalia; Carnivora; Hyaenidae
Gene: RESP18
Product: regulated endocrine specific protein 18
Cellular component (GO): endoplasmic reticulum
Source: RefSeq, a predicted model, not a curated record
AUGGUGGCAGACCCAGCACUCGCUGCGGGUGGGAAGCUGCAGUCCAGUUUAGCCCCUCCUGCUGCUAUCUCUACUUUCUCUGCGACUUAGGAGGGGAGCGAGAGCGCUGAGCCCGGGAGGAUGCAGCACCAACUGUGGCCUAGGGGUUAGGGUCUCCCGCUGCUCCUCUGCUUCCUGCUGCUGAACAGCCGCCCAGGGGGCUGCGACAUUAGUGGCCACGAUGGUCAGGGCCAAGUGGGAGUGGGGCAGCUCUGGCCCCUCUAAGGAUUUGCCUCUCCAGUCUUUCAGCACUUGCAAGUUAUACUCCAGCAGUUUGUGUCCCAAAGUGAUUUGUUCUAGAAGAAUGACAUCACCCAGGAUGUGAUGACCCAGAAGAUGGAGAACAUCAGCAGAUUCUGACCCCAAGAUGCAUGUCUGAGGCAUGGACAGGCAACCUUUCCCACCAAAACCACCCAGAGCCCAAGGACCAAAGUGAACAGGGAUCAAUGCUUCAUCUCCAAAGAGGAUUUGAAUACCCUGAAACGAGAGGUGGCCAACCCUGUCAAGGGACUGCAGUGA